This is a messenger RNA of Polychytrium aggregatum, 1989 nucleotides long. RefSeq lists its product as uncharacterized. The record is from RefSeq and is a predicted model, not a curated record. NCBI's taxonomy places the organism in Eukaryota, Fungi, Chytridiomycota, Chytridiomycetes, Polychytriales. The transcript has 4 exons. Gene Ontology annotation, biological process: positive regulation of transcription by RNA polymerase II. The coding region runs from base 501 to 1610 and encodes 369 amino acids. Gene Ontology annotation, molecular function: protein dimerization activity; RNA polymerase II cis-regulatory region sequence-specific DNA binding; DNA-binding transcription factor activity, RNA polymerase II-specific.
UUUUUUUGCCUUUUCCUCCAUCCAGAAAAGGCAACUGCCUAUUUUGGCUCCCUAUCCGUCGUCCUUCUGCCCCUCUGUCGUCCAACGAGAGCAACCGAAUCCAGGUACCGGAAGCCUCUGCUCAUGAGCGCAUGCCCUUGACCCCUGUCGCGGCCUGCGUUUGUCCCCUGGCUGCGGCCCGGCCCCUGGCCACCCCCCAGCGCCGUCGGUUGCUUUAGCUGCUGCUGCUCCUGGCUCGCUCUCCUGGCUUGCUCUGGAUCCAUCUCCCAUGGUCCUCCAAGCACCAGCACCGGCACCAGCCAGCGUCAGGCUCGGAGCGUCGUCUGGGGCUGCGGUGUUGGCGCUCUGCCGAUACCGUCGGCCCAACACCCGCCCCCAAGCGGCUGCUUCUUGAGCCUGCCGGUGUCGGCGACCUCCUGGGCGAACCCGUCUCUUGCGGCGACGGUAGCGGAUCUGUCACCAGCUUUGGCCACUGACCCUUCCUAACCGUCUCUGCCGCCAUGUCGCAUCCGCACCCCUCCGGCCCUUGUGGACUUGCUGUUCCAGCCAUGUCGCCUGACUCCAAGAAAGCCAUCAAGUCGCUCUCCUCCCAGGCAUCGGAUCGCUCCGACUCGGUUUCGUCCGUGCGGGGCCUGAAGCGGGACGCUGGCGAGGCCUCACUCGACGCCGCCGAGACCGGCCAUCUCAUCCUCGGCAAUGACGCGCAGGAGCUCUCUGGAGCCGAGUCGGAGGACGAUGAGGACACCAACAAACCCAAGCGCUCUGGCCGAAGAAAGAUCAAGAUCGAGUACAUCGACGACAAGUCCAGGCGACACAUCACCUUCAGCAAGCGCAAGGCCGGUAUCAUGAAAAAGGCCUACGAGCUCUCCACCCUGACCGGAACCCAGGUCCUCCUCCUGGUCGCCUCCGAGACCGGCCAUGUCUACACCUUCGCAACCCCCAAGCUCCAGCCGCUCAUCACCAAGGCCGAGGGCAAGAGCCUGAUCCAAGCCUGCCUCAACGCCCCUGACAUUGUCAAUCCUCCUGUGCCCCAGGUAUACCAGCCCGUACCGCCCGGUGUCAACGGUAGCCCAUACCCCGUCCCUCCCGCCGGCUACGUUCCUCAUUCGGGUCUGCCGGUCGGCAUGGAUUCCGUCGGCAGCUCCGUCAGUAGCUCCGGGAUGGUUGUCAGCAGCGACCAAGGCUCCUCUGUGCAGACCUCGGAUGUUUAUCGCGACGACAAGAAUCCCAACAACGCCCACCUUGCAUUGUACUUGCCCUACCAUUCCCAAGGCGCCUUCCCGCCCAUGCCGCCCUCGACUUCCUCCAACGGCGCCGUGGGCGUGCCGUACAUGUACCCUCCGUACCAACCGCUCGGUGACGGCUACGGUGGCAUGGUGGGUCUCCAACACAGCCAACAGCAGCACAUGGCUGGCCACCCUCACGCCGUGCAAGGUCCUCCUCUCUACUCGCCGGGCGACCGAUCUGUUUCUAAUCCUCUACCCUCGCCUACACAGCCGCCUGGCGCUCCUGUAGCAACGCACGCCAUUCCCCACGGCCAUGGGGAUAAGGGCAGCAUGGGCAUGGAGGACUCGAAGCCCUCUUCGUCCAAGGAGAAACAAUCCAAGUAAACCCUCGACCGUCUGUCGUCCUUUCAGACGCCCUCGCCUCCUUCUCGGCUCCGUCAUGGACUCGCGCCUUGGACAUGCAUUCGGCUGGUCCUGCUCGUCUCUCGAAUGGACAGAGCCUGCGGCCAGUUCCUGUGUCUUCUGCCCUUCAAUCUGCGUGCCCCCUCUUGCUCUUUUCGUUUCCCUCUCCCACAGUUCAUUUUCCUUUGCCAUCCAGCCCUUUCUGCAUACGUUGGGCUUCCCCUCCCCCGUUUCGUUCUUCGCCUCCGCUGCCUUGCCCUUUAUCUCGCUGCACAGAGUCGCGAGGCAAGGCUAGUAUCCUGCAUGGACCAUCGUUGAUCUAGUGUCCAGUUGCGGAUCUGUAAUAUAUCCCUCACGUCGA